Molecule: messenger RNA, 870 nt
Organism: Rhizophagus irregularis DAOM 181602=DAOM 197198
Lineage: Eukaryota; Fungi; Glomeromycota; Glomeromycetes; Glomerales; Glomeraceae
Source: RefSeq, a predicted model, not a curated record
CAACAUUUUCAACAAAAUUUCAAAAUUGGACAAGUGGAAAUCAUGACAUUGAUGAAUUUAUUCAAAAAGCACAAUUAAACGCUAAAAACAAUCGGUCAGUUAUAGAAUGGAUUGAAUAUGAUAAUUUUGAAGAUAUUGAAUAUUUAGCAAAAGGGGGAUUUGGAACUACUUUUAAAGCAGUUUGGAAAGAUGGUCCUAAGUUGCUUUAAAGUGCUUACAUGACUCACAAGGUAUUACAGCAGAUUUUUUAAAAGAAGUUGAAUCAAAUAUUUUAGUAUAUAGUACAUAUAGUACUGGUAAGGUAGUUCGUUGUUUUGGUAUUACCAAAGAUCCAAAAACAAAUAAUUUUAUGAUGGUGAUGGAAUUAAAAGAUAGUAGUUUAAGACAAUAUUUAAAUAACAAUUUCAUUUCAAUGAAUUGGGAGGAAAAGUUGUAUCGCUUAUUUUGUAUUGCAUCUGGUCUUAAAGAUAUUCAUAAUCAAGGAUUAAUUCAUCAUGAUUUUCAUUGUGGGAAUAUAUUAAGCACUUUUCAUAAUGCUUGUAUUACUGAUUUGGGAUUAUGUCAACCAGCGAAUGCUAAAUCCUCUCAAAAUAAUAAUAAAAAAAUAUAUGGAGUGUUACCUUAUGUAGCUCCAGAAGUUUUAAAAGGAAAAGAAUACACUCAAGCAAGUGAUAUUUAUGGAUACGGAAUUAUUGCAUAUGAAAUUUGUACAGGUUUCCCUCCUUAUUAUGAUAUAGCUCAUGAUGAAUUCUUAGCUAUGAAAAUUUGUAAUGGGUUGAGACCAAAAUGUGAUUAUAAAAUCCCUCAACUAAUUGUUGACAUAAUUAAUCAAUGUUGGGAUGCAGACCCUUUGAAACGACCUAAUGCAGA